GUCUCCAAAGUGUUCCCAAGGUGGUCUACUCUUGAGAGCAGGAGUUCAGGGUUGAUGGAGGGAGCCAAUGGGAACAAGGGAGCAAGGCCCUCCUGAUUGGCCCACUGUGGCUGGUAUGCAAAUGAGGCGGGGACGUCACUUCCUGGGACAAAUCGAGCGCCAUUUUCUCUUUCUGGCUCUGGCAAGAGCGGAGGUGGCUGCUGCGGUUGCCUGAGGUGGUGCAAGGGAUGGUCGGAGGGGCCUGAGCAGGCGAGGAUGCUCCCUCCGUCCCGCGGGGCUCGGGGCUCCAGAGGCUGAGAGCCGGGGCCAGCAGCAGGAGGAGGAGGAGCCCGCCGGGGAGGGCCGCGGAGGGGGACUUUGAGGGAGACAGACAGAGAGAGAGAGAGCCCACCCAGCAGCAGCAGCAGCAGCAGCAGCAGCAAGAGCAGAGAGGUGCCAGCCAGCCUCAGGGAGGCGCCAGAGAGCAAGGAGCGGGAGCGCGAGCGACCCCUGCAGGACGGGCAGGCAAAAGCCAACAUGUUCCAGGUUCCUGUACAAAAUCUUGACAGUAUAAGGAAGGCUCGCAAGAAAGUGAAGGGGAUUCUUGUGGAUAUUGGACUUGAUAGCUGUCGGGAAUUACUUCAGACUCUGAAAUGUUUUGACCCAGGAGAAAAAUAUUUCUGCAACACUUCAUGGAAUGAUGUGUCUCAUUUGGAGUCUGUGGCUAAAAGACGGAGAUACAGAACAAAUCCAUAUUGCUGUAGCUUGUGCAAGUUCUCAUCAAAAUAUCUUUCUUCUUUCAAAAAUCACUUGAACCGUUGUCAUGAAGAUGAAGUUGACCAAGAGUUACUUGUUUCUUGCCCAGAAUGUGCAUUUGCAUCUCAUUCCAAAAUAAUGGGAAAACAUCUCCGGAUGUUUCAUUCCAAGAAAAAAAUACAAAAUUAUAAUGUGAGUGGUGGCAUGAGACAAUUUCGAAGUGAUGCUUUAAAUUUUGUCUGUCAGAAAUGUCAGUUUACAGACACACUCUACUACAAUACAAAGAAACAUGUGUUGGUAACUCACUUUCAAAACCUAUUGAGGACAUAUUUUGAAGAGAGUCCUGAUGAAAGUGAAGAAAAUUUUACCGAUCACUACUGUAAAAAGUGCAAUGCUUUUGCCAACAGUCGAGAUUCUUUAAUAUAUCAUGUUUUGACAUCAGAAGCCCACAAAGACCUGGAAAAUAUACUGCGGCCUGUCAUUUUGGUACAGCCUAAGAAAGCAGGGCAGGCAAAGUCAUUGCAGAUGGUCAGUAUUGCUCCUAAGCCUUCCACAGCUGGAGUUCCUUCACCACUAAUACCUACCACUGGCUCAAGAGGGCCAUCUUCUUCUACAGCAUGUGUUCAGCGUUCACUUCCACCACUCCAUCAAAAUCCAAAUAUGGUGCCAGCAAAAGCAAUUCCAAACACAGUUGGACCACUGAGUGUUUCAAGUGCCUCUUGUAGUCUGACCCAUACAUCGCCUCUAACUUCAGUUGCUCAGUCACGUAUUACACUCAUGCCUGGUCCUCCUAACCCAGGGGAGCAGAAUAAUGCAACUCUUCAGUCUUCAGUUUCUCAACAGCUCUUUGUUUCCCAUCCGUUCUCCCUAAAACAGCCUGCAAGGCCUGGAGUUUUCUGCCUAAACCAGCCCGCUGGAGCCGUAAACCGAGCUGUUCCUCCAGGGGUCAUUUCAUUCACUCGGCCAGUCAGACCUAGUCUGCUUCCAGUUAAUCAUUCAGCCCAGACAAUUGGCAGUCCCCUUGUACCAAGGACUCUCCCUGUGACCCAACGAGCUGCAUCGCUGAACAGAACCAUUGGACCUAGCUCUAUCCCAAUCAACAGACCUUCUUCACCAGGGAUCCUAGCUGUAAAUCAGCCUAUUGGCAGUUUGAAUCAGCCAGGUGGUGCUGGGGUUCUUCCAGUGACUCAGACUCUCUCACCAGGGAUUCUUCAGUUUAAUCAUCCUGGCACACCAGGUGUUCUUCCUGUAAACCAGUCGGUUGGACCUGGGAUUCUACAGUUUAAUCAACCUGUAGCCCCAGGAGUUCUUCCUGUGAAUCAGCCAGUCAGACCUGGAGCUUCUCAGAACCCUACUUUACUCACUGCAGGACCAAUACUUAGACAGUUAAUCCCAACUGGAAAGCAAGUUAAUGGGAUCCCCACGUACACUCUUGCACCAGUUUCAGUGGCUUUGCCUGUGCCACCUGGUGGUGGGGUGACAACAGUUUCACCACCUCAAGUGCCAGCUCAGCUAAUGCAAUCUGGCCCAGCUUCUCAGGCCCCAGCUACUGUGCCUUCUUCUGCUGUUGUAACCUCUGCCACUAACACUUCUGCCAAGAUUGCUCCCUCUGCUACUGCCGUGAACCUAGCUCUCAAACAGGCUAAACAGUGGAAGACUUGCCCAGUUUGCAGUGAACUUUUCCCAUCAAAUGUCUAUCAGGUGCACAUGCAUUUAGCUCACAAAUUUGGUGCAACAAAGACAGAGGAUGCUCUUGAAACAGACAAAGUUGCAGCCUGUGCACCUUUUUUGAGAUGGCUUAAAGAUGAGACAGUCAGAUGUUUUUCUUGUAAAUGUUUUUUAUCUCAGUCAGAGCUUAUAAAACACAUUUUUACACAUGGAUUGGCUUGCUUGUUCUGUACUAAUACUUUUCAUGACUUAAAAUGUCUUGUGGAUCACACUAGAACUGUACAUAAAGGAAAGAAGAAACUGCAUGCCAAUUACAAUGACAAAGGAUUUCAACUUGAGAGUGAUUCUGAAGGUGACCUCGUGUUUCCUCAUUUUGACUUCAGUAUAACUGCAAAAGAAGAACUUUGUGAAAAGGAAGUGCACCUAGCACUCCUAGCUGGGGUAAAUUCAAGGACCCUUAUUCCCCUCUACAUCAAACUGCAACAUGAAGCUGCUGAAAUGAACAAGGGCAAUAAGAAAGUGUCAACAUGUCCCUUUUGCUAUGCUAUUUUCACUAGCACAGAUGCCUAUGAAAUCCAUUUGAAGGAGAGGCACCAUAUCAUGCCAACUGUGCAUACCAUACUGAAGUCUCCUGCUUUCAAGUGCAUCCACUGCUGCGGUGUAUACACUGGCAACAUGACACUGACUGCUAUUGCUGUGCAUUUGCUCCGUUGCCGGAGUGCCCCAAAGGACAGUACCUCAGCUGUGAAGCUGCAGCUUGAACCCGGUGACAAAAAAGAGCUGCCGCUUGUGAAUGGUGAGAAGCAUGAUGCUGCUUCUUCAGCCAAGAGGAAACAAUCUGACCACCUUUAUGCUGUUGGAGAAGAUGAAAAGAAUGAUGACCAGCCAUUCCUGAUUAUAAAUAGUGGUACGGCCCAAAUUCCAGUGAAGGAUGUGAAUUUUGUGCCUUCCAAAAGACAAAAGACAGAUCAUAAGACAGAAACUAAAGGACAGUUUUCAGUUGAUGAUCUCCAUAUUUUAGCAUUAAAUCCGAAGCCAUUCCAGCAUAGCUCAAAUGAAGUUCAGAAACGGUUUCUUGCUGAUUAUUUUCACAAGAAGCCAUAUCCUACUAAAAAGGAGUUGGAAUUAUUAUCAUCUAUUCUUCAUGCAUGGAAAGUUGACAUUGCAUCAUUUUUUGGAAGAAAGAGACACACUUGCUUAAGGGCAAUAAAAAAACUUACGCCGUCUGUGCUUUUGGGCUUUAAUAUGUCUGAACUUAAAAAUAUAAAGCACAAUUUGAAUUUAAAAUGUGAAUCAGAAGAUGUGUAACUUUAAAAACAAUAACAAAAUGUCCUUCAAUUAAUAUUGCUUAUUACUUCAGCAGUCUCAAUUUAGUUUCUUGUGACAUUAAAAAUUUUUUAAAUGAUGGCCAUAUUUGUGCAAAACCAUAAAACAGAAUUGCAGAGAAUUCUGGCUUAUUGUUCCUGGGUAGUAGACUAGUGCAUGCUGCAUGAUCUAUUGGCUGUAGUAACCAGGAACUCUCAGGGAAGAAAAAAGUUAGCAUUACAUCCUCAACAUCUAGCUUGUUGCCUUCCAGACAAGCUAAACACACACACAUGCACAAAAACUCAGAUGCUGGCAUGUUAGGAGAAUAGCCUUACUUCGAUUAUUAGGAACUAAGUUGAAAGCAGACAGGAGGAGGGGAGAGUUACUUUCCAAUUUUCCAGUCUUGUACAGAGAAGGCUUUCCAUUUCAUAUACAGUAUGUUGCUCUUCAUGCAAGAGUGAUAGAAGUAGGAUGGAGUUCUGGGGCUCGUGUGCAAAGUAAGAGUUGUAAUUGAGAAACCAUGCUAAACCUAUUUGUGCUGAGUUCCUGUUUUCUACAGCUGCUCCUGUUUUGGGGUGAGAGAAAGUGGGUGGGAUCAGGCAACAUGCACCAAGCACACUGGUCAUGAAAGUUAAUGCAAUGCAUUACGUUUGGGCAAUUGUUCAUUGUGGCAGUGGGGUACAGUAUAGUAUACUUGAGGCUGUCUCUUUUGUUUCCAUUUUUUUGUUUGUUGUGUAGUUUUUUCAGCUCAUGAUUUUUUAUGUAUUAGUGUAACAAAUGUUCAGAAUUUUUUAAAAUAGCAGUUGUAUUUACAAAUGCAAAUUUUGGUAAAAUAUCAAACCUGGUUAGAUGGUUAUAAUAAUAAUAAAAACCCUACUCCUUUUUAAA
Messenger RNA from Sceloporus undulatus (fence lizard), 4596 nucleotides. RefSeq names its product ADNP homeobox 2 (gene ADNP2). Gene Ontology annotation, biological process: regulation of gene expression. Gene Ontology annotation, molecular function: DNA binding. The transcript is spliced from 4 exons. Lineage: Eukaryota; Metazoa; Chordata; Lepidosauria; Squamata; Phrynosomatidae. The coding region runs from base 517 to 3711 and encodes 1064 amino acids. Gene Ontology annotation, cellular component: nucleus. The record is from RefSeq and is a predicted model, not a curated record.